Molecule: messenger RNA, 1476 nt
Organism: Colletotrichum gloeosporioides
Lineage: Eukaryota; Fungi; Ascomycota; Sordariomycetes; Glomerellales; Glomerellaceae
Product: putative vacuolar amino acid transporter YPQ1
Exons: 4
Biological process (GO): basic amino acid transmembrane export from vacuole
Cellular component (GO): fungal-type vacuole membrane
Source: RefSeq, a predicted model, not a curated record
GAUCUUUUCUUCUUCUCCUUUGUUUCCUCGUAUCGUUGUCUCCUUUGUGGUACCACUUUGUCGCAUCACGCCUCCGACCUGCGCAUCAUCAUGGCUCCCCCUACCGAGCCACUCAACCUCGACGUUGAGGCCAUUUCUGGCAUUUGCGGCUCCAUCUCAAUUGCUUGCUGGGUUGUGGUCUUCUCCCCCCAGAUACUCGAAAACUUCCGUCGCGGCAGUGCCGACGGUCUGUCACUGCAGUUCAUCAUUGUCUGGCUGGCUGGCGAUGUCUUCAAUAUCUUGGGCGCCGUCCUUCAGGGCGUUCUCCCGACCAUGAUCAUCCUCGCCAUCUACUACACGAUUGCCGACAUGGUUCUGCUGGGACAAUGCUUCUACUACCGCGGCUUCACCUGGAAGGACGAGGUGGUUCCCCCGACCCCGAAGCCGCGCAACCGCACCGGCGAGCCGAACGAGCGGACCGGCCUCCUGCCCGCGUCGGCGAUCGAGCGUGAGCGCCGAGGCUCCGACUGGUCCCAUCUCUCCCCUGCCGUGCCAAUGCGCCCCGAAUCCGCGCCCGCUCCCCCGCCGAGGCCCUCGACCGUCCUGCAGGCGAUUGCCUGGAACACCACCGCCAUCAUCAUGGUUUGCGCUGCCGGUGUCCUCGGCUGGUUCCUCAGCCGCGGGUACUCCGACAAGGAGCCCGACCACAGCAACAGCGACGAAGACUCCCUGGAGUUCAACACCCUCGGCCAGAUCUUUGGCUGGCUCUGCGCCGUCCUGUACCUCGGCUCCCGUUUGCCUCAGCUCCUUCUAAACUACCGCCGCAAGUCCACCGAGGGCGUCAGCAUGCUCUUCUUCCUGUUCGCCUGCCUCGGCAACUUGACCUACGUGCUGAGCAUCUUUGCCUUUGAGCCCCGCUGCAAGAAUGAGUGCUCCCCGUCCGAGGCGAACCGCAUCUACGGCCGCUACAUGCUGGUCAACCUCAGCUGGUUGGCCGGCAGCUUGGGUACUCUGUUCCUCGACAUGGGCAUCUUCGCGCAGUACUUCAUGUACCGCACCGACGGCGAGCUCAGCGACAUUGAGGAGGAAGAUGACGAGAGCAUCGACGAGGAUCGCUGGGAUCAGCGACCGCUCCUCGCGCGUGCCAACAUGCCAAAGACCAUGCUCGAGUCGACGCCGCGCUCCUUUUCACGCUCGUGGUCGGUGACCUGCUUCAUGAUACCGGGCCACGCCGAAGUAUACGCGCCAGCAAAGAGCCCGUACACGACGCAGAAGAGGUACAGCACGCCCAGGCUGGACGAGAAGCCCCAGAUGAGGAACGUGCCGAGCGCGGCGCCGACGCUGGCGAGCAUGAUGCACGACGGGGCCGAGAAGCGGUCGACGAGCGAGCCCAUGCCGAUGCAGCCGAACACGGAGGCGACGUUGACAAGGAGGAGCGUCAGCGCGGAUGGGAAGGCCGAGGCGCCGAGCGAGCUCUGGGCGUACAUGGGCAGGUAG